Molecule: messenger RNA, 597 nt
Organism: Neoarius graeffei (lesser salmon catfish)
Lineage: Eukaryota; Metazoa; Chordata; Actinopteri; Siluriformes; Ariidae
Gene: tnnc1a
Product: troponin C type 1a (slow)
Exons: 6
Coding region: 1-486 (161 amino acids)
Cellular component (GO): myosin II complex
Molecular function (GO): calcium ion binding
Source: RefSeq, a predicted model, not a curated record
AUGAACGACAUCUAUAAAGCAGCGGUCGAGCAGCUCACAGACGAGCAGAAAAACGAGUUCCGCGCUGCUUUCGACAUCUUCGUGCAGGACGCAGAGGACGGCUGCAUCAGCACCAAGGAGCUGGGCAAGGUGAUGAGGAUGCUGGGUCAAAACCCCACUCCUGAAGAGCUGCACGAGAUGAUCGAUGAGGUGGACGAGGACGGCAGUGGGACGGUGGACUUUGAGGAGUUCCUGGUCAUGAUGGUAAGGUGUAUGAAAGACGACAGUAAAGGGAAAUCUGAGGAGGAACUGGCUGAACUCUUCCGCAUGUUCGACAGGAAUGAGGACGGUUAUAUCGACCUGGAGGAGCUGAAGAUGAUGCUGGAGGAGACAGGAGAGAGCAUCACUGAGGACGACAUCGAGGAGCUGAUGAAGGACGGAGACACGAACAACGAUGGGAGAAUUGACUAUGAUGAGUUUAUGGACUUUAUGAAAGGUGUGGAAUAGGAGCCUCCGAGUUUCAUCGUGCAGACAGAAGACAUCACGCGUCGCUGUUCUUCUGUUUAGAUUUUACAGGAAAUGGAACUUCAAUGAUGUGAUGUUUGAGUAAAAACUAAU